AUAUCUUUAUUUUUAUUUUUUUUUGUUUUGCUCCGGUGACUUUUGCGAAUGAAGGAUAUACUCCGACCUAAGUGUGGAUUUUAAAAAUUAACGAAAGGGGGGCGAGGACGGCAGUGGAGACAAAGGUAAAGGAGAAGUGAGAGCUUCGAUGCCGGGUGACUGAGCGCCUCGCAGCCGCGAACGGUACUUUGUCCGGGGCCGUCCCGUGCCACCCGUGGAAGGGCUGGUGACUGGUGGUGAUUUGCUGCACUCGGAUUACUUGAGGAAAAACACAGGAAAGCAACGGGUUCCCUCGUGUGAAGGACAGAUAUGUAUCCGCAAGGCCGGCAUCCGGCGCCUCACCAGCCAGGGCAGCCUGGUUUCAAGUUCACCGUGGCAGAGUCUUGUGACAGAAUCAAAGACGAAUUUCAGUUCUUGCAGGCUCAGUAUCACAGUCUUAAAGUGGAAUACGACAAAUUGGCCAACGAAAAGACCGAAAUGCAGCGGCACUAUGUCAUGUACUACGAGAUGUCCUACGGGCUCAAUAUUGAGAUGCACAAACAGACUGAGAUUGCGAAACGUCUCAAUGCAAUCCUGGCUCAGAUAAUGCCAUUCUUGUCUCAAGAGCACCAACAGCAGGUUGCUCAAGCUGUUGAGCGAGCUAAACAGGUGACGAUGACCGAGCUGAAUGCUAUCAUCGGGGUACGUGGACUUCCCAAUCUGCCUCUCACUAAGCAGCAGCCGCCUCACUGUUUCUAUCCAACCUUCAUGCAGCAGCAGCUACAGGCCCAACACCUCUCCCACGCGGCGCACGGGCCACCUGUGCAGCUACCCCCGCACCCAUCAGGUUUACAGCCACCCGGCAUCCCCCCUGUGACGGGUGCUGGCUCUGGUCUGCUUGCGCUUGGUGCUCUUGGCAGCCAGGCGCACCUGCCCGUAAAGGAUGAGAAGAACCAUCACGACCUGGAGCACAGAGGCCCCUCAUCGUUUCAUUCGCCUCUGGCUCUUCCUCUGAAAGAACGAGAGUCGAGCACGAAUAAUUCUGUGUCGCCAUCAGACAGCCUGCGGGCAGCAAGUGAAAAGCACCGCGGCUCGUCAGAUUAUGGCCUUGACCCCAAGAAACGUAAAGUGGACGACAAGGACAGCAUGAACAGAUAUGAUAGUGACGGAGACAAGAGCGAUGACUUAGUGGUGGAUGUUUCCAACGAGGAUCCAGCCACCCCUCGCGUGAGCCCUGCUCACUCUCCUCCAGAGAAUGGCCUGGAUAAAUCACGGGUUCUGAAGAAAGACGCUGCGCCCAAUAGCCCCGCCUCAGUGGCGUCCUCAGGAAGCACGCCAUCUUCCAAAGCAAAGGACCACGCCCAUAUGGCAAAUGAUAAGUCAUCGACACCAAGCCUGAAGUCCAACACACCUACGCCCAGAAACGAGGUCCCCACACCAGGAACAAGCACCACUCCUGGGUUGAGGCCUCUGACUAUGGGCAAACCGCCUGGCAUGGAGGCGUUAGCGGCCCCUGCCCUUCGCACCCCGCUGUCAAUUGCGGGUUCCUACGCCACCCCCUUUGCCAUGAUGGGCCAUCAUGAGAUGAAUGGAUCCCUGACCAGCCCGAGUGUCUAUCCUGGUCUGAUUUCACCUCAGAUGAGUGCAGCGGCCGCUGCCGCUGCUGCUUACGGACGCUCACCAAUUGCGGGGUUUGACCCUCAUCCCCACAUGAGAGCGCCAGGCCUGCCAACCAGCCUGCCUUCCAUUUCGGGAGGAAAACCGGCAUAUUCUUUUCAUGUGAGUGCGGAUGGUCAGAUGCAGCCUGUGCCCUUCCCCCCAGACGCAUUGAUAGGCCCGGGCAUCCCGCGGCACGCUCGUCAGAUCAACACGCUGAGCCACGGGGAAGUUGUGUGCGCUGUCACCAUCAGCAACCCCACUCGUCACGUCUACACAGGUGGCAAGGGCUGCGUGAAGAUCUGGGACAUCAGCCAACCGGGCAGCAAGAGCCCCGUGUCCCAACUUGACUGUCUGAACAGGGACAAUUACAUCCGCUCCUGCAAGCUGUUGCCCGAUGGCCGCACCCUGAUCGUGGGUGGUGAGGCCAGCACACUGACCAUCUGGGACCUGGCGUCGCAGACGCCACGCAUCAAGGCGGAGCUUACCUCUUCUGCCCCAGCCUGCUACGCGCUUGCCAUCAGCCCCGACGCAAAGGUCUGCUUUUCCUGCUGCUCGGAUGGUAACAUCGCUGUGUGGGACCUCCAUAAUCAGACCCUUGUCAGGCAGUUCCAGGGCCACACGGAUGGAGCCAGCUGUAUCGACAUCUCGCAUGAUGGGACCAAGCUCUGGACCGGAGGCCUUGACAACACAGUCCGCUCCUGGGAUUUGAGAGAAGGGCGGCAGCUUCAGCAGCAUGACUUUACCUCACAAAUCUUCUCUUUAGGCUACUGUCCCACUGGAGAAUGGCUGGCUGUGGGCAUGGAGAGCAGCAAUGUGGAGGUGUUGCACCACACAAAGCCUGACAAGUACCAGCUGCAUCUGCACGAAAGCUGUGUCCUCUCGCUCAAGUUCGCCUACUGUGGUAAAUGGUUUGUAAGCACGGGGAAGGACAAUCUGCUGAAUGCCUGGAGGACUCCCUAUGGCGCCAGCAUAUUCCAGUCCAAGGAGUCGUCGUCGGUCCUAAGCUGUGACAUCUCAGCGGACGACAAAUACAUCGUAACGGGUUCUGGUGACAAGAAGGCCACGGUCUAUGAGGUCAUCUACUAGAGACACUCUCACUUUACUUUAGCACUUCUACUGAGACUACUCUUGUCGCUGACCCUGCCAUCGAUCUGAAAAGUGGACCACAAGACUUUUAUCCACCCCUGACGACAUCCGCUACAGGGAAACUGAUUUUGACAGCGUGCGCCCUUUUGUCGGAGGGUUUCACAUUUUUGUGUCUUAUUUUCUUUUGAAUUUCUUAUUUUUCAGCUAUUUGAGCAAAACCCACUGAAGCAGAGCUUCAGCCCUGAGAACCAUGGUCCACAAAUGUCUUGUGAAAAGUGUACAUAUUGGAUUAAAUACAAAUACAUUUUAUAUAUAUAUAUAUUAUAAAACUUAUAUAUAUUUUCAUGUCCUGGAUGUACUUGUGGUAUGGUUUUGGCCCUCACCGUCUUACUUCAUACGUGAGCGCAAAUCAUAGAUUAGAACUUUUGAACCGUAACUCACCUUUUUUGUUUCCUUGAAGCACAUUCUGUGGGUUGACCUUUUCAACAAGAUGCAGAGAAGCAGGACACCGUAAACUAGGACGUUGCGAAACAUUUGAAUGGCCUUUGUGCUCAGUGCUCUUGUGAGAUAAUGUCAUCUGAUCUACAUUGUGGAACCACUGACUCAGUUGGGCCACGGUAGGACCCAGCGAGAAAUGGAUCCAAAAAAAAAAGAAAAGAGACUGAGGGAGUUCAAUGUAUAGCCUAACCCUUGGACCUCAGUUGGCAGCAGAAGCACUGCAGCAGCCAUGAACUUAAUGACAAUGUGCUUUUAGCUAACUCCACGUAACAAGGGGUGCAGAAUUGCACCAUUGCUUUCUUAACUUUUGGCUAAUGUGAAAAAGUUAAUUCGAAGCCAUUGGAAUCAGAAUGCCUCUUUUCUUUCGUCAAAUCUCAUCAAUAUUGCUCGAAUGUGUUUGGUCUGUCAUGCCUGGGAGGUCAUGGUCGUCGCUACCUUUCAAUCCUUGAGGAAAUGAUCAGUGCCUGUCCUUGAAGCUGCGGGAGGCAAAAAUACGUGAAAGACUAAAUCAAGUGUUGUUUAUGUUGCCAUGAACACUUAAGUGAAUCAGUCUGGUUUUUACACUGUGCUUCUGACAAUGUCGGCCUUUCCUACAGAAAACAAAAGGGGUGGGGGGGGGGAGUGUGGGGGCAUUGCACUUCCCACGGCAUCACACCAAAGUAUGUAGCAAAGCUGUCAGCACUGGGAAGAAAUGUAUAGUUGUUAAUAAAUCAAUAAAACUUUUUUAUA
Messenger RNA from Hippocampus comes (tiger tail seahorse), 3951 nucleotides. Its product is annotated as transducin-like enhancer protein 3. The transcript is spliced from 22 exons. Gene Ontology annotation, biological process: regulation of DNA-templated transcription; negative regulation of canonical Wnt signaling pathway. The record is from RefSeq and is a predicted model, not a curated record. NCBI's taxonomy places the organism in Eukaryota, Metazoa, Chordata, Actinopteri, Syngnathiformes, Syngnathidae. The coding region runs from base 310 to 2724 and encodes 804 amino acids. Gene Ontology annotation, molecular function: protein binding; transcription corepressor activity. Gene Ontology annotation, cellular component: nucleus; transcription regulator complex.